Molecule: messenger RNA, 474 nt
Organism: Lampris incognitus (smalleye Pacific opah)
Lineage: Eukaryota; Metazoa; Chordata; Actinopteri; Lampriformes; Lampridae
Gene: tmem170b
Product: transmembrane protein 170B
Exons: 3
Coding region: 1-474 (157 amino acids)
Biological process (GO): negative regulation of canonical Wnt signaling pathway
Cellular component (GO): plasma membrane
Source: RefSeq, a predicted model, not a curated record
AUGUCUUCGUCUAAGGCCACGUACAGCCAUUUGCUAAAGAGGGGCGAGAACCCGGGCGGCGGCGGCGGCGGAAGCAGAAACAUGAGCACGGACAGGGAUUACUCUGUUAAUCUGUCGGUGCAGCAAGUGCUGAGCCUCUGGGUGCAAGGCACGACGCUGCAGCACUUCACAGAGAUGUGGUACUGGGUGUUCCUGUGGUGUCUCUUUUCCUCGCUCUUUGUCCACGGGGCGGUUGGGCUGCUCAUGCUAGUGAUGCUGCAGCGCCACAGGAGGGGCCGUCUCAUCACCCUGGUGCUGGUCAGCGUGGGAUUCCUGGCCUCCCUCUCCGGAGCAGUGGUCACAAGCGCAGCUGUGGCAGGGGUGUACCGUGUGGCGGGGAAGGACAUGGCCCCCCUGCAGGCUCUGGUGUUUGGCGUGGGCCAGACCACCCUCGCCGUCAUCAUAUCCUUCUCACGCGUCCUGGCCACUCUGUGA